Molecule: messenger RNA, 894 nt
Organism: Hyla sarda
Lineage: Eukaryota; Metazoa; Chordata; Amphibia; Anura; Hylidae
Product: mucin-17-like
Exons: 5
Coding region: 172-534 (120 amino acids)
Source: RefSeq, a predicted model, not a curated record
CUUGGUGAUGAUCUUAAAGAUUUUUACACUCAAACAAUCACAUCUGAAGGUCUGACCUGCAUUUCACACUGCGAUCAAUCAUCUAAAAAAUACGUAGACUGUAACAGUGGUCAAUGUGUGAUACAGAACCAGACAGGUGUACAGUGCUUUUGUCCAAGGACAGAUCUCUACAUGUACAGAGGCUCUAGGUGCACAGGAAAAAUACUAAAGUCGGGGCUCUAUGGAGGCAUCGGAGCAGCCAUUGGUGUCCUCGCAAUUAUUGUUGCCACUGUGGCAUUCCUCUUAUUCAAAUCAAAGAAGAAGACAAAUUGGGAUACGUACAGCAGUGAUGACAAUGAUUUAUGGUACGAGGACAUAGAACAAGAAUGGAAUGCUGACCGUGGAAUAACCAACCUGGGCUCGCAGGGAGACUAUAUUGAGGACGGAUCAUCUGGAAGCAGUCAGUCCAAAAAGGAGAAGUUCAGGCCUAGACUGGAAAAUGUAGACACAACGGUUGAGAUUAAAAUCCAGAGGCCUGAAGUCUCUAUUGCAUAAUAUAUCAACACAACUAACAAGAAAUUACAGAGGACCAUUUGGGAAGAAUGGUUCAAUAAAGCAAGAAAACCCAAAUACGCAUCACCAUGAACUGGAGGACCUAGAAAACAAUAGCAGGUUGUGGUAUCAGAUGCCUUAGAAAUUAGUAAAGCCACAACUGUCUUCUCUACUUCUUUGCCAAUUAAAGGAUGGACAAUCCAACCAGAUCUACCUACAACUGAAAAACUGUUUGGAAAAUGUAUAAAACCCUAUAAUGUGUGUAAAAGUCUAACAUUUUUGAAUAUGGCUCAUUUUGUGAAAACAAUUUGGACAUUUGUCACUUUUGUGAUACAAUUUAGAAACAACUCAGUAGAGAGUGCA